AUGUUUUGGAUAUUGUUUGUUUUAUUGGUAUUUCCUAGUGGUGAUUGUGUUCUUGUCGAUCAGAUCACUUCAACAACAACAACAACACCAUCAUCGUCGUCGUCAUCAUCAUCAACAUCAAUAUCAUCAACAUCAUCAACAACGUCGUCAUCGACAUCAACAUCAUCAUCAACAACAACAGUAUGUACUCAACCAUCCUGGUCACAAAAUGCUACUACUAUAUUUGGCAGUCUAGCAGGUACACCCGGUUCUAAUCUUACACUUCUUUCUGGUCCAAUCGGAAUGUAUUAUGACGGUCCUAACAAUAUGUUAAUCGUUGCGGAUUAUGGAAACAAACGUAUCCUACGAUUUUCUCUUAGUAAUUCACCUUCAGUUGCAACAGUAAUUGCUGGAGGUAAUGGCGCGGGUUGCAGUCUGAAUCAAUUUUCGGGUACUGUUGGAGUGGCUCUUGAUAGUUCUAGUCGAUUGUAUGUAGCAGAUUUCGGUUGCAAUCAAGUCGUCAGAUUUCCAUCAAGUUCAAAUUCAACGACAUCUGGAACACUUCUCGGUUCUGUAGCUCAGCCAGCAUUAAUAUCCAUAAAUCAAUUGACUAAUGAUAUCUAUGUAGUUAGCUAUACGAAUAAUGCGGUAUACAAGUUUGUUGGAGGUAGUGGAUCACCAGUGGUUGCAGCAGGUGGUAAUGGUAAUGGAAAUGCCUCAAACCAGCUUUCAGGUCCAAAUGGUGUUUACUAUGAUUAUUUAUAUACGAACUCUUUGUACGUUACUGAGAAUGGUAAUAGUCGUGUAAUGAAAUACUCAUCAGGUUCAACGAGUGCAACUAGUGGAACAGUUGUCGCCGGAGGUAAUGGAGCUGGAAGUGGAGCGAAUCAGUUGAAUAAUCCAAGAUCUAUAGUGGUCGAUAGUAAUGGAACUCUUUAUAUAGCUGAUGGAUAUAACAAUCGUAUUCAACGUUGGCUGCAAAAUGCAACUAGUGGUACUACAAUCGUUGGUGGUACAUCAGGAACAGCAGCGAAUCAACUCAAUUUUCCUGAAACAAUCCUCUUUGACAAACAUGGCAACCUAUUGGUUUCUGAUAGAUUUAAUAAUCGAAUACAAAUGUUUAGUCUAGCAACAUGCUAG
This is a messenger RNA of Adineta steineri, 1119 nucleotides long. NCBI's taxonomy places the organism in Eukaryota, Metazoa, Rotifera, Eurotatoria, Adinetida, Adinetidae. The record is from the annotation of a GenBank genome assembly.